UCACACUUAGAAAUUUUGUGAUGCGAUGAUGGUGAGCUUAGCGUUUUAGUAGAGCGAGCGGGGGGUUGUGUUUUGAGGUGCCAAAGCGUCAUGUCUACUCCGGCGAGAAGGCGGCUGAUGAGGGAUUUCAAACGGCUACAAGACGACCCGCCAGCCGGAGUGAGCGGCGCUCCAACUGACAACAACAUUAUGCUCUGGAACGCCGUUAUAUUUGGACCAAAAGACACUCCUUUUGAAGACGGCACUUUCAAACUUACAAUUCAGUUCUCAGAAGAGUACCCUAACAAACCACCAGUGGUUCGAUUUGUGUCAAAAAUGUUCCACCCCAAUGUGUAUGCAGAUGGUAGUAUAUGUCUAGACAUACUGCAGAAUCGCUGGAGCCCUACAUACGAUGUAUCCUCAAUACUAACAUCAAUUCAGAGUCUGUUGGAUGAGCCGAACCCAAACAGUCCCGCCAACAGCCAGGCAGCCCAGCUGUACCAGGAAAACAGAAGAGAGUAUGAGAAGAAAGUACUGGCCAUUGUAGAGGAGAGCUGGAUGAACGUAUGACGUCAUCAAAAUGAUUUUGCUUUCGUGUACAUAUUUAUAUCGCACACAACACAACACUGAAUCACUAGUCAGAGCAAACUGCUAGAGUUCUCUUGGUCUCAAUGGCAGACACAUGUUGUAGUGGGCCUGCAGUAAGCAUCAUUCAAUGGGUAGUUGAGUCUUGUGUACAAUAAUGAUGUACCUUCUUGUCCCAGAAGCU
Geodia barretti is the source of this 748-nucleotide messenger RNA. NCBI's taxonomy places the organism in Eukaryota, Metazoa, Porifera, Demospongiae, Tetractinellida, Geodiidae. The record is from the annotation of a GenBank genome assembly.